AGGAUCGGCUGCUGCUCAUGAGAGCUGCUCUCAGUCUCUUUCCUGGACUCUACGAUAGAGGAGUGAUUUUACGGGGCGGCCACAAUGGUGAUCAAGAGCGAGUUCACGUCCGGGUACUACGUCCAGCAACGACCAUGGACUCCAACAAAGAGACGUGGUCCCAUCUCUUCUGACUUCAAGACACCCGGACCUGGCGCAUUUACCAUUCCCUCUACCAUUGGUGGCCAAAUCAGCACGAAUGUUACGAAAGGAGCCAAAGCACCGUCGUUCACUUUUGGUGCAAAAACGGAAGAAAAGAAAGACUUGUUCGUGCCCGGGCCCGGUACCUACAACAUCUCUGGGCUUUCUGAAAAGGGCAAAGAUACCGUAAACGCUCCCACAAUUGCUACAAAACUCAAAGAACCCGAAGCCUUCAAGACGCCAGCACCAGGUGCUUACAACCCCGAGAAAUCGGAAACAAGCGUUCUCGCCGCCGCUCCAAGAUACACUUUCGGUGCCAAAGUAAAAGACCCCAAGCCAGAAGACAUCCCCGAGCUCGAUCACAGCCAGGAAGGAACUCACCACCUUAUUAACCGAAACCGAAGCUCGCCCCGAUACACCUUUGGCUUCAAACUAAAGAGCCUUUUUCAGCCAAUCGACACUCCUGCCCCGGAUGCCUACCACCCUGACAAAUCUAACGGUGCUGUCCACCAUAAAAGCCCUUGGUACUCAUUCGGUCACAAGCUGAAAGACAAGCAGCCAGAGAGCUACGAUUACCCUGCACCCGACGCCUACAACACUGAAACAUCAAGCUGCAUCGUGUUCCCCAAAUCCCCUGAGUACAUCAUAGGACAGAAGCUGAGAGAAAAGGAACCCGAAGUGUACGAUAAUCCAGCCCCCGACGCUUAUGACCCGGACAAGUCAGAUCCAAUCGUCCAUAUCAAAGGACCGCAGUAUUCCUUCGGGUGCAAGCUCAAAGAUAAGACGCCAGAAACUCACCAGUUUCCCGGCCCCGAUACGUAUAACCCAGAAACGUGCACCGAAGCGAUCUACACCAAACUGCCGGAAUAUUCCUUCGGAUGCAAAUUGAGGGACAAAGAGCCAGAAAGCCACAGAUAUCCUCCUCCGGACGCAUAUGAACCAGAAAAAUCGGAUGCGGCAGUCUAUCACAAGUCUCCUCGUCACUCGUUCGGAUGCAAGUUCAAAGAAAAAGAGCCGGAAGUUCACGAAUACCCUGCACCCGGAACGUACGAGCCAGAAAAGUCGGCAAGCAAGGUCCUGUCUUCGGGUCCGACGUUCUCAAUUCGCAUCAAGUUGAGAGCAAAGACACCCGAAGCCCACCAUACGCCUGGUCCUGGAACCUACGACACUGAAAAAGGAGACGAAAGCGUUCAUCCUAGAGCGCCCAGAUAUUCCAUUCGCAAGAGACUGAAAAGUCCUGAGCCUCAGAUAAAUCCCGCUCCGGGAGACUACAGACCUGACAGAAGCGACGCCAUUGUCUUCCCAAAUAUCCCUAGUUAUUCUAUCGCCUGCAAAUUAAAAGACAAGCCGCCGGACAACGUAGAAUACCCUGCUCCUGGUGAUUAUAAUCCGGACAGAAGCGAUGCCAUUGUGUUCACUAGCAAUCCUAGAUAUUCUAUUGGCUGCAAGCUAAAGGAUAAGCCACCUGAAAACAUCGAAUACCCUGCUCCAGGAAACUACAACCCAGACAGAGGCGACCCCAUUGUGUUCACUAGAAAUCCUACGUACUCAAUGGGCUGCAAACUGAAAGAUAAACCACCGGAAAACACGGACUACCCUGCACCCGGAGACUACAAUCCAGAGAAAGGAGAUGCCAUCGUGUUCACAAGCAACCCUCGAUAUUCAUUCGGCUGCAAGUUAAAGGAGAAGCCACCAGAAAACGUGGAAUAUCCUGCUCCAGGAAUGUACAACACGGACAAAGGAGAAAGAGUGUUGUACCCAAAUGCCCCAAGUUACACAAUGAGAUCUCAUUUGAAGGUACCAGGACCGGAUAGCAAAGACUUUCCCGCACCUGGAAGCUAUAGCCCGGAAAGAGCUGACGAAACCAGGUUUGCCCGAUCUGCAAGAUAUUCAUUCCGAGUCAAGCUCAAAGACACGUCCUCCCAGUCCAUAGACAUUCCAGCUCCCGGAGACUACGACACCGCAAAAAGCGACAACCUCGUCUAUUCAAGCGCACCCAGGUAUUCUUUUAGGCGCAAACCCAGGGAACGGCGGUCAGAUAACGCAGACUUUCCCGCUCCGGGGGACUAUGGUUCAGACAGGGCCGACGACAGGACAUUUACCAGAACGUCACGCUAUUCUUUCCGGUCGAGAGUGAAAGAUCAUUCACCAGAAAUGUUCCGUUAUGCAGCGUCAAGAACGUACCAGUUAGACAAAGGGGACAGCUCCUUGACGAGGUGCAAGUCCAGAAGUCCGAGGAGAAGUCGAACACCCGAGUCGAAGCAGGACACUGAAAAAGGCACGUCAGUCACAAGGUCUGCAAGUGCUGCUACUGUCAUCAGUAGGAGAAGCGAAGGAAGGUCUAGAAGUUCAGACAGCCUACAUGAAAUCGAUGCCAAGAAGGUCAACGCAAUCUUGGAAACCAUGUCUUCCAAAUCGCGAGCAAGGAGUGGAUCGCUCAGGGGCUCUUUGCCUCGGAGACAAAGAGUAAAAGGCGCAACGGAUGGAAUUGAAACGGUUUCAAAGACGGAAUAUAAAUCUCAACAGAAACUGCCAACAGUACAAGUAGAUUCCUCAAGAUUAAAAGACACCAAAGACGCAACUGAAACCGGUACCCCUCAGUUGUCGGGAUACAGUCGCUACAUUACAACCACAACCCAUGCUGGGCAGAAGGCAGAUGGCAAUAUAGUCAUUAAAAAAACACAGUCAAGGUCUCCAGAAGGACCUGAGUUCUGGAAACCUCCCUGCGCCAGUGCGCUGUAUGUCAAGUUGCACCAGUCCGCCAGCCAACCUGUUGUUUCCACUGUGGCUCCAACAACGGAUGAGAAGUCAAAAUUUCGCUCGGCAGCUAGUCUUCUGUUCAAAAAAGGGCUGGCAGGCUUCAUAGGCGAAAAGACUCCAGGACCUGGAGCCUACGAUACCAAUAAGAACGGAAAAGUGCGUUUCCCACGUAUGCCCAGUUUUUCAAUUCGUGGCAAACCGAAGGGCACUAAAGUCGAAAUUACGCCGGCACCUUGCGACUACAACCCAGAAAAGGCAGAUCCCCUAGUACGACCUACGUCGCCAUCGUUCACUUUCGGAUCAAAGACGCAGACCCCUGUGCUAAAGGAAGAACUGCCCGCUCCUGGCGAUUACAGCCCGGAGAAGGCAGACAACAUUGUGUUUCCAGCCACGCCACGGUUUUCGUUCCGUCGAAAGUUUCGCUCUCACCCGGACGCUAUCUUCGAAAAGUGCCUCACGCCUGGUGCCUACGACCCAGAUAAGGCCGAUCAGGCUGUGCGGUCGAUGGAGCCUAGUUACACCUUCGGUUAUAAACGGAAAGAACCAGAAAAGGAUGACUUUCCCGCUCCUGGAGCCUACUGUCCCGAGAAAGCAGAUGCUGUGCUCGCCCCUACGCCAGCAUACACCUUUGGUCUAAAGCCAAAGGAUGCUAGGCCUGAUGACAUUCCUGCGCCUGGCACGUAUUCUCCCGAGAAAGCCUAUAGCGUGCUUACAGCUACGCCAGCUUACACCUUUGGUCUCAAACCAAAGGAUGCUAAACCAGACGACGUUCCUGCUCCGGGUACGUACACUCCGGAAAAGGCGGACUCUGUGCUCGCAGCUACGCCAGCUUACACCUUUGGCCUGAGGCCAAAGGAUGCCAAGCCUGACGGCAUCCCCGCACCUGGCAAGUACGAUGUCCCUGCAGCCGACGCCUACAAGAGCAAAUCUCCCGCCUACACGCUUAGCUACAGGACCAACAUUCCCGGUGACCACACCAAGAAACCCGGACCAGGUGCUCAUUCUCCAGAAAGGGUGUGGAUGACAAAGAAUAGUUCCCCUCGCUUCUCCUUCGGAAUUAGGCACAGUCCCUGCGCUGAGACACCCCUCAAGUAGCUGCCAGAAAGUAGUUAGCAAGUGAACAUCACGUGUCCUCUUCGACGGCUAAAAGCAUCGUGUGCUGCAAUGAAGAGGGCUUCGCUGCUGUGUGCUUCCAUCUAACAAUAAUACCUCGUGCAAGUGAAGGCUGUAAUCACUCUCGUCUGCAUCGUUUUGCCACUCCGACUUCACUAGCGCUGCGUAGUUUGUUCGAUUUCAGAUUUUCCCAUAAAUGUGUUUUAUUGUCACGAGACAGUUCCGCGACGACCCCUGGCGAGUACCUGCUGAGACUGCCGUCUAUUUACACUGCCUUUGAUACCAGCAACUUACAUGGCAUUAAAAAAAGAGAGAUAAAAAGAAAACUUUUGGAAAGCACGUCGAACGAUUCCGUGCGACGCACGCGUACACAACGCACGUUUUACACAGCCUGUUUUUAUAAAGUUGCUUCGUGUACUACAUAUGCUAGCACGCACCACGAAAAAAAAAACUAUUUUUAUAUCUAUUUUUAUUAUUGAAAUAAUAAAAUGCUAACAGAAA
This is a messenger RNA of Ornithodoros turicata, 4554 nucleotides long. RefSeq lists its product as uncharacterized. Bases 85 to 4035 code for a protein of 1316 amino acids. Gene Ontology annotation, cellular component: cytoskeleton. The transcript is spliced from 37 exons. Lineage: Eukaryota; Metazoa; Arthropoda; Arachnida; Ixodida; Argasidae. The record is from RefSeq and is a predicted model, not a curated record.